This is a messenger RNA of Piliocolobus tephrosceles (Ugandan red Colobus), 864 nucleotides long. It is a transcript of the gene SPATA19, whose product is annotated as spermatogenesis associated 19. The coding region runs from base 62 to 565 and encodes 167 amino acids. The record is from RefSeq and is a predicted model, not a curated record. Gene Ontology annotation, cellular component: sperm midpiece. The transcript has 7 exons. NCBI's taxonomy places the organism in Eukaryota, Metazoa, Chordata, Mammalia, Primates, Cercopithecidae.
GUUCUCAGGCAGCUUCAAUGGAAGGAGGGAGCCAAGAAGGGGCCCUGGUAUACAUUCAAAGAUGAUAAUUACAACAUGGAUUGUGUAUAUUCUUGCUCGGAAAGGUGUAGGGCUUCCCUUCCUACCAAUAACCAGUUCGGACAUUGACGUUGUGGAAAGCGAGGCUGUGUCUGUACUACAGCAUUGGUUGAAGAAAACAGAAGAAGAGGCUUCUCAGGGCAUAAAGGAAAAGCUGUCCAUCAACUACCCUUCCCAGGGCGUAAGGGAGAAGAUGUCCACGGCCUCCCCUCCCACCCAUGGCCAGAACGUCCAUGUGACCAGAGAUGUGGUGAAGCACCACCUCUCUAAGUCUGAUAUGUCGGCAAACCAGAGCCAAGAGGUCCUAGAGGAGAGAACACGAAUCCAGUUCAUAAGAUGGAGCCACACUCGUAUCUUCCAAGUGCCAAGUGAGAUGACGGAGGACGUCAUGCGAGAUCGAAUAGAGCAGGUGAGACGAAGCAUAUCCCGUCUUGCAGAUGUCUCAGCUCAGGACUUCAGUAUAAGACCCUCCUGCUCAGACUGCUAAGAGCUACAGAUGGAGCUGGGAACGCAGAGAACAGUGGGGUUACAGGGAGUCAUCAGCAGCCCUACCCCUUGGCCAACCACAUCGCCCUGCUGUGUCCCCUGGGCAUUUCUCUACCUCCUAGGUGGAAGUCCUUCAGGGUCCAGCAGCAACUUGUAUCAGAAGAACAUCCUUCUCUGCUUGACCUGAAGAAGGGCCAGACCUAGGCAGAAAGACUCCAGCAGGUGAGCUCUUCAUGCGACAGUGUCAGCACUGGAGACUUCUUGCUGAACUGCGAAUAAAGAGACGUGCUAUUUAACAAC